AUGGCCUCAUCAGAUUUCGACCAAAUUUUGAGACAGAUCGGAGGAAUGGGACGGUACCAGAUUGCCAUGUAUUUUUUGAUUGGUCUGGUUGGAAUUCCUACUGGUAUGCAUAACUUGGUGUCUGUUUUUAUAGCUGCUGUGCCUCAACAUCACUGUGUUACUCCGUCAUUGCAUAACAACUUCAGUCGCACAGAUAUCCUGAAUGCGUUUAUCCCAUAUGAAAAUAUUGAUGGCGAAAAUCAGAGGAGUAAAUGUAAGAUUGCAAAUUGGCCAUUGUUGUUGACCGGCACGGAGGGGAACAGUUCUGAUCCCGAGAGAAAAUUGACAGAAUAUGUAAGAGAACGAAUCCAUAUAAAUGGAAGUAGUAGAAACACAAGCGGAUCUGAUAUUGAAGAAAUAUAUUGUACUUCUUGGGAGUAUGAUAAAUCAGUGUAUACAUCGACAAUUGUAUCAGAAUUUGACCUCGUGUGUGGAAGCAAUUGGAAGAGAGCUCUGGCCUCGUCCAUCUAUAUGACAGGAUUUCUCCUUGGAGCGAUAAUUUUCGGGGGACUAUCUGAUAAAUUUGGGAGAAAGCCUGUCUUAAUGUUCUCAAUAGUGUUGACAGUAUUGUGUGGAACUGGGGCAGCGUUUAUACCAGAGUAUUGGAGCUUUGUUAUUCUCCGAGCUUUGGUUGCCAUGGGAGCGGCUGGCCAGUUCACCGUAGGAUUUGUAUUAGUUAUGGAAAUAAUGCCUCCAAAAGGUCGUAUGAUCCCUGGGAUUUUCUUCCAAGGAUUUUUCUCCGGCGGUUACACUUUACUAUCGCUGAUUGCAUUCGGAGUUAGAGACCAUAUACACUUACAACUCUUGGUGUCGCUGCCGCCCCUGAUAUUACUCGUUUACUUUUGGGUAGCAGACGAGUCGGCUCGCUGGCUUCUAGCAGAGGAACGCGUGAAUGAAGCUAACAUAGUACUAACCAAAAUGGCGAGAAUAAACAAGGCGGAAUACUCUGACAAAUUGCUGAUUGAUUCACAAAAUACUGACGAGGUCGAAACCGAUGUCCAGGGAACUGUUAUUGAUUUGAUAAGAACCCCUAACAUGAGAAAGAAAACGCUGAACAUUUGUUUCAACUGGUUUGUAAAUAGCUUUGUGUACUACGGGUUAUCGUUUGGCGUUGAUGGUCUUCCUGGUAGUGUCUAUAUCAAUUUAUUCUUCUCGGGAUUAGUGGAGUUCCCCGGUUAUCUUUUUGCCGUUUUAACCCUCGACCGCAUAGGACGCAGGAAAAGUCUCGCUACAUGUCUUUGUGUAGGUGGGCUGGCUUGCCUUGCCUGCUUUCCCAUUCCAAAACAUCUUGGAUUGCUCAAAACAAUUUUCUCACUCAUCGGAAAAUGUGCUAUUUCUGGUUCCUUCGCCAUCAUCUAUUUAUUUAGUGCCGAGCUCUUCCCAACGGUGGUUCGCAAUGUUGGCGUUGGUGCAGGCUCUAUGUGUGCCAGGAUUGGAGGCCUUAUCGCUCCUUUCAUUGGCUAUGCGGCCAUUGCAUGGAAACCUAUGCCCUAUAUCAUAUUCGGCGUUUUUUCUAUCGCUGCCGGUCUGUUAACUCUCUUGCUACCAGAGACCCUCAACCGUGCACUUCCACAGACGUUGGAAGAUGGAGAAAAUUUUACACACAGCUCAGGAAAACAGUUGUAUAUCAACGGGGAAAAUAACGCUGCUGAAUUGAAACAACUCAACAGACCAUGAUACUUUUAAUAUAUCCAUGAAUCCAACAUAUGUUUUUAGACAUUAAGAGCAGUAAGAGUAUGGAAUACGGGAUCAGUGACUUUUUAUAAUCCUUAAAUAAAUUAUAAAGAAUAUUAACUGAUGGAAAGUUCUAUUGUUAACUUAUGUUACCAGCCUGGACUUCAAAUCCAAUGAGUUUAUAUAUCAUAGCUUGUAUUCGCGAAUGCAACUAACGUCCGUCGGCUACCGGAUUAAACUACUAUCUCAUGACUCAUUUAAAUUUGAAUGGAAUAGUGGCAGGUACUAUUCAUAUUUAAAUGAGUUGCC
Molecule: messenger RNA, 2022 nt
Organism: Owenia fusiformis
Lineage: Eukaryota; Metazoa; Annelida; Polychaeta; Sabellida; Oweniidae
Source: the annotation of a GenBank genome assembly